Messenger RNA from Boleophthalmus pectinirostris (great blue-spotted mudskipper), 2817 nucleotides. RefSeq lists its product as uncharacterized. The transcript is spliced from 4 exons. Lineage: Eukaryota; Metazoa; Chordata; Actinopteri; Gobiiformes; Gobiidae. The record is from RefSeq and is a predicted model, not a curated record. Bases 121 to 1263 code for a protein of 380 amino acids.
CUCGUCAUAUCACGUGUGCAGGUGCCAUAACGUGGACUUGGUGUUGUUGCUUGCGUUUUGUUGUUAUGUGCUUAUUUUUCUCAAUAUUUCUGUAACAGAACAAGUUAUUCGUUAUUUAGAAUGUCAGAUGUCACUUACUUAACGUUACCUACAUGGAUCGGAGGUUCUUUGAGUAUUAGGUUUAUUUAUCUGGUAAAUAAUACAUCAUUUAGGUUAACAGAGUGUCCCAACAAGGGUCCAGCCAUUCCUCUGUACUUGGGAGCUGAUCUGUUUUCCAACACUGACGUCCGCACAGAGAACCACCCCAGGCAACAUGCCAAGUUUGCCAAGAAAGGAUUAGCCACGAAACUACAUUUUUCUUCUGUUUACAGGUUCCAUGGCUUGAAGGUGCCCACUUCCAACAACAGCCUCUGGUUCUACAGUGUUCAGGGUCUUUUCCGAAUAGCCUUUGAGUUUUUCAGUAAGCAGGACCAACUUGCUUUGCUUGAGAAUUUUCAGGAUAUAUGGAAAUCACACAUAAAUGAUGCCCCUCUACAAAUGGGCUACAGCCUCAGUGAGCAGUUGGACUUUGCAGUAGUCGGCGAGGAACCAGCAGCCAAAGAACCAAGAACUAAGGAGCCCAGAAGUGUUAUUUUCAAGCCUCUUCAAGCAGUGCCGACUUCAGUGGAGCCUGGUGACAGCUCUAAAGACCACAAUUACUGUUCUCACCCACACCAGUCCCAAGAGACUGAUCCAAAUCCGGACUUAUUCUCCCCAUUUCAACAGCAAAUCCAUCGGAUGGCCGACAAACUUCCCCAGAUCCAACCGGAGCAGCUUAAGACUGUUCGACUGCUUUUAGAUUUGAUUGACAGCUAUAUUACAGGCAAUUUAAAUGAGCACAACGUUACAGAAGCAGUAAUGGCGCUACUCCAGGCUAAAAAAUGGGAUGGAGUGUAUUCUAGUCAUUUGCUGAGCUGUAUUGGGCGUUGGCUUGGACAGCAGUUUCACGAAGCCAAUAGCAGCAUUAGCCAAAGAGUGGAGGGGUUUAAAAUACAUCACAUCGAUCGCAUCAGUGAUUUGCCGCCAGCCGAGGAACUAACCCAGGAGCUGUUCCCAGAGGCCAUGACAAGUCUGCUGCUUCACUGGAUGGGUUUAAGUGAAGAGGCCAGUGUAGACAAGAGACACAGUGAAUAUCCCAUUUUACUCCUCAUACUGGAAUUUGCAAAUCAUAAUCUCAUCACUGGAGUGGCCCACGUGUUGUAUUCCAGCCUGAUAUGUAAAUAAAUAUUGAUAAAAACAUUCCAGGCAAAAUAAUAACAUUUCCAUAGAUAUAAGUAUGUGGUGGACCCUUCACCAGAAGUUACAUACUGUGAGUUUUUGUUUUCUACAGCUUACGUUUUGACCAUAGUUUACUGCUUGGUGUUAAGAGAUGCAGAACUUUAGAGAGCAUAACCAGAAAUGCUUACAAAUUAAGGCUAGUAUAAAAAUGUAGUACAGACCAUCUACAACACCAGUUAUAGGUGCUCAGAUCAGUUUACCAUGAAGGGAUGGGGAAAGACUUUUAAUAUACAUUCAAACUACAGCACUAAGUCAUUCUAAGUUUCUCUAGUAAGUCCACAACUAAAAAAAGGUAGCAACUAAGAAGAAAAGAUCUUUGGUAAUUCAGUGUUUCCUCAGCCAGUCUAACAAGUGAAACUAUAGGACUUAAGUACAACAUAAACAUGUUUUAUUGAAAGCAUAUCUGAAACAUGAUAUCUGCCACAGGAGUUCCAGUGCAGCUGUGAGUAGUCCUUGUAUCGGAACAGGUCCUCUAAAUAAUCCACUUUUCCUUUAAACUCACUCUUCUGAAAACAGGAGGUUUCUAAUUCCACACAAACAGCUGCCUUUCACUAAAUCUAUGUAAACAGUGCUCACUUAAAUCACAUAUUUAGUAUGUUCAAACAAUCACAUUAAUAGAAGUUAAAAUAGAAAAAAAAGCUACAAUAUUAAAACAAAUGUGACCAGCAUCAGUCUGACUGAUGACGUACAGUUUUCUAAAUGCUGAGAUAAAAAUCAGCAUCUCCAUAUUUACACAUUAUGUGUCAGAUGGGUGCCCAUGUUUAAAGCACAGAUCCAUGCACGCUGAUGGAUAAAGUAGUCCCUAUAUGGCUGCUACAUAGGCUCCGGGCCACGGGAGAAGGAGGAGGAGAAGCCCAGCCCCAUGCCUCUCUGCGUGUGUGUCUGUGACCGUGCCAUCUCAUACUGAACGUCCAAGUUCCUGAACAUCUCCUCCUGCUUCUGUAGAGUCUUCAGACCAUCUUCAUUCAGAGGUUUGGCUGCUUCCACCUCCUCGUCCCCCUGCACCAAGGACAGAUGUUUAAGAGACCCAGUGUGGAAAAGAGCAUUCAUGCACAGCAGGAGGACUGCAUUAGUAUUAAACAAGAGCAAAUCAAUGUGAAAUGAAAGAAUGAAAUACCAAUUUGAACAAGGAGACAUUGCAUGUGAAAAGUUAAAAUGCUAUUUAAGAAUGACUAUGACCAGAAUUACUGGCUGACCAGGCAAGCAAAAACGCCCCAUAAAAGCUUCCUCUAAAAGUAUAAAUGCCACAUACACACAGAUGGUCCCUCAUUUCAAAAAUGCUGCAGGGCUGCCUUGAACAUUGUAGUGUUAAUCCAACUGAGAAGUAGCGGAGUCCUUUCAUAUGGCAAAAUAAAUACUCAAGCUGACAAAUCAGUACUUACUUUUAUACCCAUCAGCUUUCGGAACUUCACAUUCUGGUCUUUAUUCCCAAAAUUGAGCUUUUCCCACAGCUCAGCUGUCUGGGACUUGUCCUUUGAAAAAAAUAAACAGAUAUAAGCC